Molecule: messenger RNA, 2830 nt
Organism: Varanus komodoensis (Komodo dragon)
Lineage: Eukaryota; Metazoa; Chordata; Lepidosauria; Squamata; Varanidae
Gene: KBTBD4
Product: kelch repeat and BTB domain containing 4
Exons: 4
Coding region: 614-2197 (527 amino acids)
Molecular function (GO): protein binding
Source: RefSeq, a predicted model, not a curated record
AGACCACGAGCCUGAUUGCCUUUGCCCGGAUGCCUGCGAGCGCAGCUGGCCUUCGGCUGCUUGACGAAGGCAGGAGAAGCACGAAGAGAACGUGUGGAGCCGCGUGUUUCGACCUGCCAUCGCUGUGCCGUCGCUGUAGCCCCGCACAUACUUCCCCGCAGCGGAGGACUGCGGGCGAGCGUCAUUCCAGCCCUCAUAGACACGCCCCCGAGGGCGGUCCGAAAAUGCAGGCAGCUGUAUCGGACCGUAGCAGCAAACCAGUUCGAGUAGUGUUCAUCUCCGCCGGGCAUGGGGCUUUAAUAAAAUGAUUCAGUCGCAAUUGUCUGUUCAAGACCAAGCCACCCAAAAAUACACUGCAUUACAGCAGGGAGCAAUAUAGUGUUAUGGGGAAAAUCGAUUCUCCACAAGCUAUUGUGAGGAUUGAACUCAGAAGGAAUAGGGAAUUCUGAGAGGUGUGGUAGUGGCAGAUGAUGACAGUGCCACUACCUCUCUGCUAGAAGGAAAGCACUAGUGCUGUGUACCUGUGAAAUCUGACUCCGUCUGCUUCCCUGGUGAUAAAUCCUAUUGAAUUUUUGGUCUUGCUUAUUGCUGGAGGUCAAGUCAAAGCAACACCAUGGACUCACUUGAGGAGCCUGGAGGUUCUUCAACAGAGGAAACUGGAAAUUCUUCAACCGACGAGAACUACUUUGUGAAUUAUACUUUCACUGAUCGUUCUCAUUCAGGCCGUGUGGCCCAGGGAAUUAUGAAGUUGUGCCUAGAGGAUGAACUUUUUGCUGAUGUCACCAUCUCAGUAGAAGGCAAAGAAUUCCAGCUGCACCGGCUAGUGCUCUCAGCUCAGAGCUGCUUCUUUCGUUCUAUGUUCACUUCCAACCUGAAAGAGGCUCAUAACCGAGUGAUUGAGUUGCAAGAUGUUAGUGAGAGUGUGUUUCAGCUCUUGGUGGACUAUAUUUAUCAUGGAACUGUAAAGUUGAGGGCAGAAGACUUGCAGGAGACUUACGAGGUAGCAGAUAUGUACCAACUGACUGCCCUCUUUGAGGAGUGCUCCCGUUUCCUAGCUCGAACUGUGCAAGUGCGAAACUGUUUGCAGAUCAUGUGGUUGGCUGAUCAGCACAGUGAUGUGGAACUUUACACAGCAGCCAAGCACUGUGCCAAGUCAUACUUAUCACAACUUCAGGAAACAGAGGAGUUUCUCCACCUUCCUCUCCGUCUCCUGACAGAUAUUGUCUCAGAUGGAGUACCAUGCUCCCAGAAUCCAACAGCUGCCAUAGAAACCUGGAUUAGCUUCAAUAAAGAAGAACGUGCAGGUUUCUCAGAGCUACUGCAAUCAAGUUUAAAGGAAAUCGGAGAGAAUGUUCACAUUUAUCUGAUUGGAAAGGAAUCUUCUCGUACACAUUCCCUUGCUGUCUCACUGCACUGUGCUGAUGACGACUCCAUCAGCAUUAGUGGUCAGAACAGUUUGUGCCACCAAAUCACCGCAGCUUGCAAGCACGGCAGUGAUCUCUACGUUGUUGGAGGAUCCAUUCCACGACGCAUGUGGAAAUGCAACAACACCACGAUAGACUGGGAAUGGUGUGCCCCCCUGCCCCGUGACAGGCUCCAACACACUUUGGUUUCUGUGCCCAGCAAGGAUGCAAUCUACUCACUGGGUGGCAAGACAUUGCAGGACAUCCUCUCAAAUGCCAUCAUAUACUACAGAGUGAGAGACAAUGUCUGGACAGAAACUAGCCAGCUUGAAGUAGCUGUGUCUGGGGCGGCAGGUGUAAAUCUCAAUGGCGUCAUUUAUUUGUUGGGCGGGGAGGAGAACGACCUUGACUUCUUUACCAAACCCUCUCGACUUAUCCAGUGCUAUGACACCAACACAGAGAAGUGCCAUGUGAAGCCUUAUGUGUUACCCUUUGCGGGGUGCAUGCAUGCUGCAGUGCACAAAGACCUGGUGUUCAUAGUAGCAGAGGGAGACUCACUAUUGUGCUAUAACCCUCUGCUGGAUAGUUUUACCCGGCUCUGUUUGCCAGAUGCCUGGAGUGCAGUACCAUCUCUUUGGAAAAUUGCUAGUUGUAAUGGUAACAUCUUCAUCUUUCGAGAUCGCUACAAGAAGGGCGAUGCCAACACCUUCAAACUCAAUCCAGCCACUUCUGUGGUAACUAUUACUAGUGGCCUCAAACUGCUGCUUACAAAUUUACAGUUCGUGUUGGCCUGAGGGAAGAAUUCUGUGCCAGGACAAUAGCCAUUCCAUUAUGCAGGUCAGACACAUAGAUCCCAUAGGCUCCAGCUCCUUGAGCUAGAUCACAAGUCUUCUAGAGAGUUUCCCCCCUCUCCCCACUUCUAACUCCUGCUCAGAAGCAGCAUUAUAGGUGCACCCCUGUUCUCAGUAACAUUUAAUUGGUACAAUCUGAGAACUGUCUGGAUUACUGUUAGCACUGAGGUCCCUUGCUGGUCAGCUUCUAGUGUCCCACAGUUGAGAGGCUUCUUAGGCCUAAACCCAUCACCACCAGCAAGACUCUUAUGUAAAGUAGUUGAACACUUACUACAAUCUUCCAAGAGCUCCCGUGUUGCAGGUUAUAUGUAACUACAGCAAUCCUUAAAACACCCCUUAGAGCUUCAAUUACUAGACAGGUGAUUUCUUGAGAAAUUUACUUUCCCCAUUAGACCUGCAGAAGACAACUCUUUAGUUAGAAAUAAUGAGGGUAACAGUUUUUUUUUAACUGUACCAGAAAUAGAAGAGACCACUAUUUACCACUGUACUGUUACCUGGCAGGAAAAGCAAAGCUCCCCUUGAUACUAUAAGCCUCCUGGGCUGCAAAUGUGAAUAAAGGCUUCUGCUGGAACAAAA